UUUGUCCUUUUCACUCGCGCUAUGUUCACCGGCUCUUUCCCAUUCAAGAUGUCGGCGACGUCGAUGUUCCCCAUGUGUGUCCGGGCGAGUAGGGGCCUCCUCACGCUCAGGAACUGGAGCAGACGUGGUUCAACCCCUGCAGUGGUGGACUUGAUUCGGGCACUUUCUACGGAGAAGACAACAGGAGAGGGCAGUGCUACAGGUGGACUCGCUCAAUCAAUCUUGCAAGAGAGGCUUAAGCAGCAACAUAAUAGUCAGGGCCAGCCCCCUCCAGAAGGGGAUGGGGACUCAGAGCAGAAGCAGGACCAGGGAGAGGACAAGAAACAGAAGGAGAACACAGCCUAUGCCAAGAAGAUGGUGAUGCGGUUAGCAGGCCUGAUGGGGAUAGGGGGUGCGGUCGGCAUGGUGUACGUAUUCGGUAGCAAUUCAGUGGAUGAACAAGGAAACACGAUUCCAGAUGAGUUUGAUAACGAUGCACCGGUUAUCCAGCAGUUGAGAAGGACGUUGAAGUAUUUCCAAGACUACAGACAGAUGAUAAUUGAGCCCACGAGCCCCAAGCUGCUUCCUGACCCCCUGAGGGAGCCCUACUACCAGCCUCCCUACACCCUGGUCCUGGAGCUCACAGACGUCCUGCUGCACCCCGAGUGGUCGCUGGCUACAGGCUGGCGCUUCAAGAAGAGGCCAGGCAUCGACUACCUGUUCCAGCAGCUAGCCCCUCUCUACGAGAUCGUCAUCUUCACUGCAGAAACAGGCAUGACGGCGUACCCUCUGAUUGACAGCAUCGACCCCCAGGGCUUUGUCAUGUACCGCCUCUUCAGGGACGCCACACGUUACGUGGAGGGACAUCACGUCAAGGACGUGUCGUGUCUGAACCGGGACACCUCCAAGGUGAUAGUGGUGGACUGUAAGAGGGAAGCCUUCAGCCUGCAGCCUUUCAACGGCAUGGCUCUGACGAAAUGGGACGGCAACUCAGAGGACCGAACACUCUACGACCUAGCUCAUUUUCUCAAGACCAUUGCUCUCAGUGGAGUGGAUGACGUCCGCUCUGUCCUGGAGAACUAUGCACUGGAAGAUGACCCUGUAGAGGCCUUCAAACGCAGACAAGCGCAGCUAGCACAGGAGGAGGAGCAGAGGUUGGCAGAGCUGACCAAGCAGAAGAAGCAGGGCAUGUCCUUUGGCUCCAUUGCCGGAAGGUUCUGGCGUUCCAAACAAGAGUGAGUGGCCCUCUCACUCGCACCCACCAAUCGCAGCACACCCCUCCACAGUGUCAGGCCAAAAGGAUGGCGGGCCACAGUCACUCGGUGGGGUGGGCGGCGGGUGUCUCUGGACACGUGGGGGAGGAAACAACAAGGAGGAGAGGCCAUCCAAUCAGCUGGACUUUUGACUGUCGCAAGCAUGUCUUUGGGGGGGGGGGCAAGGCUCCAAAAGAACAUCCUGGUACCUCUGUCGCCAGCGACAUCACUUCCUGGAUCUCAGAUGCUCUGGUGUGAGUGGUUAGACAUUAUUGAUUGAACCAUUUCAGUCCACAUUAGUUCAUCAACUUCUACCCACCAGCCGGUCAUACAGGGAACAGACCAGAGAACAGUGCUCUUAUCUGCAACUUCCAUGUACUUGGAUUUGGUGCUCUGGGAGUUUGAUCAGCUUUGAACAACAGUGAAUUAUUGGUUUUGCUUUGUGCAUAUCUAAGACUGAGCUGGUCAGGGUAAAGGAUAUUAAUGUUGCACUCUGAGACUCUCUAAGCUUCUCUCCACCAAUGAGAAGUCAUGCCUUGGACAGGUACUGCCGAUGCCAACGGGACUGUGUGCAACAGAGGCUUGAGCUUGUGCUGUAGGAAUGAGAGGGAGAUGCAUUUUCAGCAAAUCAAGCCAAGCCAAGGCAAGCCAUGUGAAAUUGGGCUGAUGCCAGACACUGAGUGAAAAUGGAACGACACGUCUGAAUAUAUGCUUGUUGAAUGUUCUAUUAGAUUCAGUUUGUGAUCCAUUCACAAAGUCCCAAAUUAAAUAAAAUAAUAAUAAAUCUAGCAUCUUGUGUGAUUUGGCACAAACGAACAUGUCAUGUGAACUACGUCAGUCAGGUGUUUUCAUGGCAAUGUGUUGAAUAUCCUCUAAAUACCCUGGAAUCUAUACUGAACAAAAAUAUAAACACAACAUGUAAAGUGUUGGUUUCAUGAGCUGAAAUAAAAGAUCCAAGAAAUGUUC
Molecule: messenger RNA, 2198 nt
Organism: Oncorhynchus nerka (sockeye salmon)
Lineage: Eukaryota; Metazoa; Chordata; Actinopteri; Salmoniformes; Salmonidae
Product: mitochondrial import inner membrane translocase subunit TIM50-like
Exons: 11
Coding region: 22-1218 (398 amino acids)
Biological process (GO): protein import into mitochondrial matrix
Cellular component (GO): TIM23 mitochondrial import inner membrane translocase complex
Source: RefSeq, a predicted model, not a curated record